Messenger RNA from Paramuricea clavata, 906 nucleotides. NCBI's taxonomy places the organism in Eukaryota, Metazoa, Cnidaria, Anthozoa, Malacalcyonacea, Plexauridae. The record is from the annotation of a GenBank genome assembly.
AUGGCUAAAGUUAACCACCAUCCAGAAAUUACGAAGGACGACUUACAAAAGCUGUACUUAAGCUUCGAUUUAAAUACUCCUAAAGGACUGCAGCAAAAAUGUAUGUUUGAUAUAAUGUUUCAUCUGAUCAGAAGGGGACGAGAAAACUUGGGAGAACAAACAAAAGACACGUUCGCGGUAGCUGUUGACGCGCAGAAUAGAAGAUACGUUUACCAGGCUGUCGACGAGCUCGAUAAAAAUCAUCGGGAAAAUGACGACCCCCAAGAUUCCACAACAGAUGGAAGAAUGUACGAGCAACCGGGUGCACUAUGUCCAGUCAAUUCAUUUGAGUUGUAUCUUUCGAAGCUUCAUCCCGAGUUAAAAUGCCUUUGGCAACGACCGAAGGAAGCAACAGCUGACAUCUGCUGGUACUGUAACGUACCGGUCGGAAAGAAUACCCUUGGCAACUUCAUGAAAGACAUUUCAAGAGCAGCCGACCUGUCCAAAGAGUACACAAACCACAGCAUACGAGCGACGGCUGUAACCGUCCUAGACCACUCCAACUUCGAAGCCAGGCACAUAAUGCGAGUUUCUGGUCAUAAAUCAGAAGCGAGCAUCAGAAGUUACUCACGUCGCCUUUCAGAAAACAAGCAAAGAGAAAUUUCCGAAACACUUGGUCAGGCGUGUGGAUUUCCUUCUGAAAUUGAGGAGACAACCUUGUCUUCGCCUUCAGAAACCCAGCUAGAACUGACGUCCAGCCAGUACGAAAAUGUAUUGGAUACAAUAUGCUUCUCUCCUCUACCAGGUCAUUCGUUGCCUGGCUCACCGGUUCUUCACGCAACACAAACAAACACUCUUAAGAAUGUCACGUUUGCAAGUGGUGCAUUCAAUAAUUGCAAUGUAACCUUUAAUUUUAAUGGCAAGUAG